UCUUUUUCCUCUCCGCGUGAGUGGCACUUGGCGCGGACUGGGACUCAAGGCUGGUGUUGGCGCGCUGCGGGGCUUGUCUUCGGGUCGCUCGUUUGGGGGACCAUGGCUACCGAUUCCUGGGCGCUGGCGGUGGACGAGCAGGAAGCCGCUGUCAAGUCGAUGAGCAGUCUGCAGAUCAAGGAAGAGAAAGUCAAAGCUGACAGCAAUGGUGUUAUCAAAGCCAGCACGGCUGCAGAAAAGACAGAGGAUGAAGAGAAAGAGGACAGAGCUGCCCAGUCUUUACUCAACAAGCUGAUCAGAAGCAAUCUUGUGGAUAACACCAACCAAGUGGAAGUCCUGCAGAGGGACCCAACCUCCCCGCUCUACUCAGUGAAGUCUUUCGAAGAGCUUCGCCUGAAACCACAGCUUCUCCAAGGAGUCUAUGCCAUGGGCUUCAAUAGACCAUCCAAGAUCCAGGAGAAUGCAUUGCCCAUGAUGCUUGCUGAACCCCCCCAGAAUCUGAUUGCCCAGUCUCAGUCUGGUACUGGGAAAACAGCUGCCUUUGUCCUAGCUAUGCUCAGCAGAGUGGAGCCAGCAGACAGACACCCUCAGUGUUUGUGCCUGUCCCCAACAUAUGAGCUGGCGCUUCAAACAGGAAAAGUGAUUGAGCAAAUGGGCAAGUUUCAUCCAGAAUUGAAGCUGGCUUAUGCUGUUCGAGGCAAUAAAUUGGAAAGAGGUCAGAAGGUCAGUGAGCAGAUUGUCAUUGGUACCCCGGGGACUGUCCUGGACUGGUGCUCCAAGCUGAAGUUUAUUGACCCCAAGAAGAUCAAGGUGUUUGUUCUGGAUGAGGCUGACGUGAUGAUAGCAACUCAGGGCCACCAAGACCAGAGCAUCCGCAUCCAGAGGAUGCUGCCCAGAAACUGCCAGAUGCUGCUUUUCUCUGCCACCUUUGAAGACUCGGUGUGGAAGUUUGCCCAGAAGGUGGUCCCAGACCCCAACAUCAUCAAACUGAAGCGCGAGGAGGAGACUUUGGACACCAUCAAACAGUACUAUGUCCUUUGCAAUAACAGAGAGGAGAAGUUCCAGGCCCUGUGCAACCUGUAUGGGGCCAUCACCAUCGCUCAGGCCAUGAUCUUCUGCCAUACCCGGAAAACAGCUAGCUGGCUGGCAGCGGAGCUCUCCAAAGAGGGCCACCAGGUGGCUCUGCUGAGUGGAGAGAUGAUGGUGGAGCAGAGAGCUGCAGUGAUUGAGCGCUUCCGAGAAGGCAAAGAGAAGGUUCUGGUGACCACCAACGUGUGUGCCCGAGGUAUUGAUGUUGAACAAGUGUCUGUGGUCAUCAAUUUCGACCUUCCUGUGGACAAGGACGGGAACCCAGACAAUGAGACCUACCUGCACCGCAUUGGGCGCACGGGCCGCUUUGGCAAGAGGGGUCUGGCGGUAAACAUGGUUGACAGCAAGCACAGCAUGACUAUCCUCAACAGAAUCCAGGAGCAUUUUAAUAAGAAGAUAGAAAGAUUGGACACAGAUGAUUUGGAUGAGAUCGAGAAAAUAGCCAACUGAGAAGCUUCUCCAGCAGCUGCCGCCACCCUCAGCACUGUCCCUGCCUGGGAGCCUAGUGCUUUCAUGGCAUAGGCCUUGACAGACACCUCAGAGACCAAGGCCUGAGUAGAGACUACCUACCUCAUUCAGAAUCACGUUUGGACUUGACAAAUUUCGAAAACAGUAGGGCGAAAAUCUAAGGAAAUUUUGCAUUUUAGAAAGUAGUCAUAGCUGGGUUCAUGGUGCACACCAUGAAUCCUAGCACUUGAAAGGCAGAGGCAGGUUCAUCUCUGAGUUACAGGGCAGCCAGAGACAUGUAGUGAGACACUGUCUCCAUGCAAGAAGAGUCCUUACCACUAACCCCUUUAAAGCCAGUUUUCUCUUCUCUGGUAAUACAGUUGCUGUUGAUGAUGUUUGGGCCCCAGACUGUGUACCCACUCUCUGGCUACAUGUGUUUGGACCAACCUCCAGCCUUGAAUAAGUGACAGAAGAAAAGGUGUUCAGAGAGGCCAGGAGAAGCACAGCACAGCUGUAGCAGGCUGCCUUUGAUGGAACUAAUAGAGUCCCUCUGUACUCCACCCACCCAUACCACCUCAGUUCCUCCCUGGUGAGAUUCUCGGCUACUACUUUAUUCUUCAGAUUGCCAGACAAGAUGGUAAUCAGCAAAUGACACACUCAAGACAUAGGUCUGUUGGGUAGACAAUCCCUUUGAAGAUGGGGUCUGUCUUUACCCCUGCUCACUUCAUCUGUCCUGUGCCUAGCUCCAUUAUUUGGUUCUAGUGCAUAGGAUUUCAUGCCAAGCAGUAAUUUAGAAAGGAAGUUAUGACCAAGCAAGACCUCUUAAUUAUGCUGUAAGCAGGCUUAUGGGUUACUUCAUACAUUGUGUGAAUAAGAUUCGAUAAAUCCGUGAUAAAACGAAGUUCUAUGAAAUUCUAAAAUAAUUAUGAGAAGCAUUUUACUAAUCAUGGUUUAUUUGUAUUUUUAUGCUUACUAGACUAAUAUAUGCUCAUUAAAAAGUGUGUAUAAAAA
Molecule: messenger RNA, 2547 nt
Organism: Meriones unguiculatus (Mongolian gerbil)
Lineage: Eukaryota; Metazoa; Chordata; Mammalia; Rodentia; Muridae
Product: ATP-dependent RNA helicase DDX19A
Exons: 12
Coding region: 103-1539 (478 amino acids)
Biological process (GO): poly(A)+ mRNA export from nucleus
Cellular component (GO): nucleus; cytoplasmic stress granule
Molecular function (GO): RNA binding; ATP binding; RNA helicase activity
Source: RefSeq, a predicted model, not a curated record